UUUGAGAAUGUAAAGAAAUUAGAUCUCCCUCCGUCCCAAUUUGAUGGUCUCAUAUUUUCUCUCCGGAUCGUCUCAAAUUGAUAGUCGCAUUUCCCUUUUUGGAAAGAAAGAUGUGGUCCACAUCGGUUCACCUUUUUCUACUCAAAUCUCGAUCAACAGUAAACGUGCUCUAUUAUACGUGAGUGUGAGGUUCACGUAAUAUUCAACACAAACCUGUGUAUAUAAGAAAACACACUUUCCAAUUAAUUUAUCUAAUUCGCACGUCUCAUCAAUUCAAGGAAACUCUCUCAAGAAUUUCCUUAGGUCUUUCUUCCGUAUCUGGUCUAUUCGUUCGUCUCUUCAAUUCUACAAAAUUUGAUUGCCCAAGUGGUUUGAGAAGAGGAGGAAGGCUCAGACAAAAGUUCAGUGCUGAAAAUCGUGAAUUAAUCUGUGGAAUGAUCUAAUGGAGUCUAAAAGUGGGAAAAAGAAGUCUAGCAGUAGCAAAUCCUUGUUCUACGAAGCUCCUCUCGGUUACACUAUUGAAGACGUUCGACCAAACGGUGGAAUUAAGAAGUUCAGAUCUGCUGCUUACUCCAACUGCGCACGCAAGCCAUCCUGAGAUUCCCUGUGCUUCUUGAUCAUAACCACCCUUACUGGUGGAGUUAUAGUGUAACUAGAUCCUAUUACCUGCUCUGUCAUACUCUUUUUCUUCACUCGUCCUAGUUAAUCCCCUCUCUGCGCAAUCAAUCUACUGAGUCAACUUUUAAGUCCAAAUGGCAUCUACAGCAUCUGCAAUUGGGUUUGAAGGCUAUGAAAAGAGGCUUGAGAUCUCAUUUUAUGAGUCUGGAGAAUUUGCUGGCCCUAGAGGUCAAGACUUGCGAGGUCUUCGCAAAGAACAAUUAGAUGAAGUUCUAAAACCUGCUCAGUGCACUAUUGUCUCAUCAUUAGCCAAUGACUAUGUUGAUUCAUAUGUUCUAUCUGAGUCUAGCCUCUUUGUUUACGCAUACAAGAUUAUCAUUAAAACAUGUGGCACCACAAAGCUCUUGCUCUCUAUUCCACCCAUCCUAGAUUUGGCCCUUGGGCUCGGCCUCAAAGUGAAAUCUGUUAAAUAUACUCGUGGUAGCUUCAUCUUUCCCGAGGUUCAACCAUUCCCUCAUCGUUGUUUCUCCGAAGAAGUCACCAUUCUCGAUGGGUAUUUUGGUAAACUUGGUUCUGGAAGCAAAGCAUAUGUGAUGGGUGGUUUUGGUACACAGAAGCAAUGGCAUGUGUACUCUGCAUCUUCUGAAUCUGAAGAAAACAAGCUGUUGCCAGUCUAUACUUUGGAGAUGUGCAUGACUGGGUUGAACAAGAAGAGAUCCUCUGUGUUUUUCAAGACACAAUCAAACUCUGCUAUGGAUAUGACUGAAAUGUCUGGAAUCCGGAAGAUUCUCCCUGGAUCGGAUAUAUGCGACUUUGAUUUUGACCCUUGUGGGUACUCCAUGAAUGCCAUUGAGGGAGGGGCGAUUUCGACAAUUCAUGUGACUCCGGAAGAUGGAUUCAGCUAUGCAAGUUUUGAAGCGAUGGGUUACGACUUCAAAGAUGUUGUCAAGUUGGAUGAUCUCAUUGAGAGGGUGUUGGCCUGCUUCCGACCUGCUGAGUUUUCUGUUGCUUUGCAUAGUGAUGCCCUUGGAGAGAAGCUUGAUUCAGUUUUCAAUAUUGAUGUGAAUGGAUAUGUCUGUGGUGAGAGGAGCUAUGAAGUUCUCGGAAAGGGAGGAUCAAUAAUGUACUGUGGGUUCACUAGCAUUGGAAGUGGCGGAUGUGGGUCUCCCAGGUCGACCCUUCUCAGUUGUUGGAGCGAGAAUGAGGACGAUGAAGGAGGGAUGAAUCCUUCAAAGUAAUAAAGUUGUUAUCAACUCUCUCUUCUUAAGUACUAUGUUGUCGAGUCUGACUUUUAUUUCCUAUCAUUUCUACUUAUUUGGAGUCUGGUGUGUCUGUUUUUGUUGUCCAUGUGAUUUGGUAAACUUAAGUUAAUGAAUAACUUCUAUGGCCUAUUUGUAAUCGCAUUAAUAUUGUUUGAUAUACCAUCUAUGGCUUCCUGCAUUUGCUGCGUUUGCACUCUUAUAAGC
This is a messenger RNA of Cuscuta epithymum, 2084 nucleotides long. The record is from the annotation of a GenBank genome assembly. Lineage: Eukaryota; Viridiplantae; Streptophyta; Magnoliopsida; Solanales; Convolvulaceae.